Sordaria macrospora k-hell is the source of this 1293-nucleotide messenger RNA. RefSeq lists its product as uncharacterized. The record is from RefSeq and is a predicted model, not a curated record. Lineage: Eukaryota; Fungi; Ascomycota; Sordariomycetes; Sordariales; Sordariaceae.
AUGAACUCAACCAUAGUUCCCUUCUAUCCGCAAGCCCCAGGAAGGACAUACCUUCGCCGCUCUUCCUUGACCAUAGAUUCCUUCGCUACCGCCCUUUCCUCCCUCUCGCCUAUCGAGGACGACAUCGAGCUUCGCCAACUAACAUCCGAUGUCCCAACGGUACCCACCCCUGACCCUUCGUUGACUCCCCAACUGUCUUCCUUGCUACAUGAGACUAACAACGAUACGCCAGAUUUUGGUUCUUGCAUCAUCGGAGCAUUCAAUGCAGACGACAUCGAGUAUGGCCCAAAAACCCUAGAAGACUUUCUUCGCGGCAACAACGCCGUUCAGAGGGCUAUCAACUUCUACCGGUACGUCCAGAUGAAGACAUUCCCGCUCUGUUUGUCAGUUCUUAAGAACACCCUAUCCAUGGUGUUUUAUGGCUAUUUGCUUAUCUGGUUUGUAGACUUGCGCGACCAUUGGCGUAAACUGCAGCUCGAAGACCUCAAGAGCCGCGAAGGUUGGAUUGUUUGGUUGUGCCUUGUCGACGGAAGUUACUGGAUUAUGACUCUCUACAAGUGGAUCCGCGGCAUCCGCCGUUUAAACGGCGCUCCGAUCGAGAAGCACACCUUCCUAGACGUCGGUGAAGAUUUUGAUCCAUUCAUGCCCGGGAAGGCAGAUGCGUUCGACUACGUCCUGCUUAGCAGUUUUGCUGUCGCCGUCCAUCUUUCGUGUGCUAUUCGUAUCCUACUUUGGGUCAAGGACUGGAUGGCAGGUGGCCCAGCUACCGGUAACCCCCAGAAGGAUAUCAUUGUGGGUUGGCUCUAUUUUGCCCUCCUGAUGGGACACCUUUUCACGACGCUUACCAGUUCAGUAGUGCACCUCCGUUACGGCGCCCGCUGGGACAACGCACCCAGUCGUGAUCCCCGUUCGAUUACUCCUCGCGACGAUGACGACCAUGCUCUGCCCUUGUACGAACUCGACGGGUUGCAUCAGCCCCACGAUCACCAGGCACGAGGCCUCUACUCGACCCACGAGGCGCAUCCUGGUAAUAGUCCGUACGGCAACCAUGUCAACGGUUUUGGCUCCACCCAUGAUUUACAUCAUCAAGAACACAACGGUAUCGACAUCUGGGAGGGCAUUCCUCGUGGCCAUUUGUGGUCCCACUCGGUCUCGGGAAAUUCUGUCUCUUCCUAUUUUUCGAUAGGCACCAUCGCCACGCAGAAUACUUAUGACAUGUCACCAUACGCAUCUUGGCGGUGGGAGGGUAAGAUGAAGCUCCAUGUUACUGACCCCUCGCUUUAUUUAUUUUAG